Vidua macroura (Pin-tailed whydah) is the source of this 3510-nucleotide messenger RNA. RefSeq names its product bone morphogenetic protein 5 (gene BMP5). Gene Ontology annotation, biological process: SMAD protein signal transduction. Gene Ontology annotation, cellular component: extracellular region. The transcript is spliced from 7 exons. Lineage: Eukaryota; Metazoa; Chordata; Aves; Passeriformes; Viduidae. The coding region runs from base 1 to 1362 and encodes 453 amino acids. Gene Ontology annotation, molecular function: growth factor activity; cytokine activity. The record is from RefSeq and is a predicted model, not a curated record.
AUGAACCUAACUGCGCUCAAAGCUUUCGUGGGCUUGCUCUGGAAUUGCUGGGUUCUGGUGGGUCACGCACAGGGAGGUUUAGGAGACAAUCAUGUCCAUUCGAGUUUUAUUUACAGGAGGCUGCGGAACCAUGAAAGAAGGGAGAUUCAGAGAGAGAUUCUCUCUAUCCUGGGUUUACCUCACAGACCCAGACCAUUUUCACCAGGAAAGCAGGCUUCUUCUGCACCCCUCUUCAUGCUGGACCUGUAUAAUGCCAUGACAAAUGAAGAGGAUUCUGAGGAGCUGGAGUAUUCACUAAAGGGAUCAAUGGCAGGGGAGAGCAGAGGGAUACGAAAAGGAUACCCUGCCUCUCCAAACGGAUAUUCGCGGAGAAUACAAUUAUCUCGCAUGACCCCCCUGACCACACAGAAUCCUCCCUUAAACAGCCUGCACGACACCAACUUUCUGAAUGAUGCUGACAUGGUCAUGAGCUUUGUCAAUUUAGUUGAAAGGGACAAGGACUUCUCCCACCACCGAAGGCACUACAAAGAAUUCCGCUUUGACCUUACUCAGAUCCCUCACGGAGAGGCAGUGACAGCCGCCGAGUUCCGGAUAUACAAAGAUCGGAGCAACAGCCGCUUUGAGAAUGAAACCAUUCAGAUUAGCAUAUAUCAGAUCAUCAAGGAGUAUCCCAACAGGGAUGCAGACUUGUUCCUCUUAGACACAAGAAAGGCUCAAGCUUCUGAUGUGGGCUGGUUUGUCUUCGACAUUACUGUGACCAGCAAUCACUGGGUGAUUAAUCCACAGAACAACCUGGGCUUGCAACUCUGCGCUGAGACUGGGGACGGUCGAAGUAUCAAUGUUAAAUCUGCUGGCCUGGUUGGAAGACAUGGGCCUCAGUCAAAGCAACCAUUCAUGGUUGCAUUCUUCAAGGCAAGUGAAGUGCUUUUCCGUUCUGUCCGAGCAGCCAACAAUAAAAGGAAAAAUCAGAACCGCAACAAAUCCAGUAGUCAACAGGAGUCCUCUAGGAUGCCAAGUGUUGGGGAUUAUAACACAAGCGAGCAAAAGCAAGCAUGUAAGAAACAUGAACUUUAUGUGAGUUUCCGAGACUUAGGAUGGCAGGAUUGGAUUAUUGCACCGGAGGGCUACGCUGCGUUUUACUGUGACGGAGAGUGUUCUUUUCCCCUCAAUGCCCACAUGAAUGCAACAAACCAUGCCAUUGUUCAGACUCUGGUUCACUUGAUGUUCCCCGAUCAUGUACCAAAGCCAUGCUGUGCACCAACAAAACUGAAUGCAAUCUCCGUGCUCUACUUUGAUGACAGCUCCAAUGUUAUUUUAAAAAAAUACAGGAAUAUGGUGGUGCGUUCAUGUGGCUGCCACUAAAAUAAAAAAAAAAAAAUAAUCUAAAGCAGAGGGUUUUAUUCAAAGUUGUAAUAAAGUCAAGAUAUGAGCAUUGAUGAUGAAAAGGCGGGCCUAAAUUUAUUCCAUUUCAUGUCGUCUCUCAUUUAAUUGUACAGUAUAAUGUAUAUAGUAGCUUUUAUUUAUUUAAAAGUAUAUAGUUUCUUUUGUAUGAGCAAAAUUUCAGAACCAUUUAUUUAAUGGGUCACCUCACUAUGCAGCGGAAGUUCACAAGUUAAUUUUUCAAUUGACCAUACUGAAAUUUGCUUUAUCCCAUUUCAAUAUUGUAAAGUAAAGCCUUUUUGUAUGGAAUUUUUUUAAACUAGAAACUCCAGAAGUUCUGUAACUGCUUUGUAUUGUUAGAGGAACUAAAUGCAUUUGGUCAUAUUAUGCCAAUGAAAACUGUGGCUAGGUAUUUAUUUAGAAAAAGGCACAGGAAGAAAAAAACUAAACAAAGCUGCUCAGCUAAAUAUGUUUUUUCUUUUAGAACUUCUGCUUCAUUAGAAGAAGUGAAAUAUUGAACAGUGCUUAAGUAAAUAAAUAGCAGAAAAAAAAUAGAAGUGAAAAAAUUGCACAUAAUUGUUAUAACUAUUUUCUUUAACAAGAUGAGUGUAACUGGAGGAGUAUGUUACUUUUUGGCUUGUGAGCUGCAGAGUUUGGAAAAGGCUCCAGGCUUCAGAAGUUCUGUGUAGACAGACUCUUGCCUCUAUCUAUGACUUUCCAAAUUAACACUAAAAGUUGAACUACAACAUUCUUACCUCAAAUCAUAUCAGUCUAUUAUCUAUGACACUGCUGUGGAAGGUAUUUUUAUAAUAGCAUAAAAGAAGUCAAAAUCAAACAAAAAACCACACAAGCCUUCCCAUUACACACACAAGUUACUAUAUACACAAAGUGUACAGAAUACAGGGUAUGGAAGGGCUUUGCUUGAUUUAGCUCCCGCUUCUGGAUAUGUUUUAAGAAUUUGCAAGGGAAAGCACAAGGGGUGCAGCAGUUGUCACUUGUUUAAUCAAAAAUCUUAUCCCUGGUGGUGACUGUUUUCAGGAAAAGAUAAAAAACAUCUUUCAUAAGAUGAUGUUGGGUAACUUGCAGCCUACUUGCAGUCCCAUCUGCUUUUCUAUCAUGUGGAGAUUGAUUUAAAUAAUGAGACUCAAUAUGGAAUACUUUUAUUUAGCACUUGCAACUUUAAUAGUUCUUAAAUCUGUAUAGAUAACUUUUUAUUCCCACUAAAUUUUGGUCACAAGUUAAAUCCUUUGGCUGUGAAUUAUACAACCAAUUACAAAUUACCUUUCCCAUCACCACUACACACAGGUUUAUUUUGAAUUAAUUACACUUAAUGUGUUUGGGUACCCCUUUGUUUUAGUAUUAUGAAAACAGGAAAAUAGAAAUGUUUUUCUCUCUAUUACAUAGCUGAUUAUCACAUAUGCUUUUAUCAUGAUCUGCCUUCAUUAAAAAUGCUUCCUUUAAACCAUUCUCAAAGAGUUGCUAAAAAAUGGAUAGGAUUUAUAAGUUUCUUCUUAGACAGUCUAAUCAUGUAAACUCUGACUUCUCUGGUUAUUUAAAACAUAUCUCAGAAAACUCAGAUGAUUACAGACUGAUAAAAUCAGCAUAUGUGUGACUGUGUGUAUGCAUGUGAAUAGGCAGCUGUUAUUUUUGCAGAAACUAAUUUAUUUUACCUUGCUAUUGGAGUAAUACAUAAAUCCUUUCAAUUCAUACACUCAAUUAAAAAAAAUAUUAGCAGUUCUGAUUUCAGUCUUGGGAACUCUUUCCCAUUAAUAGAACAGUUCCAUUUUACACUCCUGUCUGUAUUUUAUAUUGACAUUACCUACAUAUCUAGAUUUAGUUGCAGUUCAUGUACAAGAAUAUAUAGGAAAAAAGGUCUGUAUCUAAAUUAGCAUUUUAGAAAAGUUAAACUCCUCUGUUGUCUUCAAAAAUUGCUGUUUUUUUGUAUAAAUUGGGUAGGUGGAUAUGCUUUUUUGAACUCAAUUUAUUCUAAAUGGAAUUUGAUGGACACUAAAUUUUGGGUACAUUAAGUAAUAUAUUUUUAAAUAAUGGUGUACCAUUUUGAGACUAAGAAGCUGAAGAUUAUUGUUAUAUUAUUCUUUAAAAUAUGCUGUUGGAAUAUAUUUCUAUAUU